Molecule: messenger RNA, 273 nt
Organism: Caenorhabditis angaria
Lineage: Eukaryota; Metazoa; Nematoda; Chromadorea; Rhabditida; Rhabditidae
Source: the annotation of a GenBank genome assembly
AUGAAUCCUAUUGCCGCUGAAAAUGAUGGUCCACCAUCACCGAUUCUGCCCCCGGCACCACCGCCAACUGCUUUUCAAGAAGAGGAUUCAAAUGAGCAACAUGUUGGGGUUGCUUUGAACCAUCAAGAACUGGAACUGCCUCAAGAUCAACAAACUUCAAUCUCACUUCAUUUUCAAAUUGUUCGAAAACGAGAGUUUGGAAAUGAGCCAGAUGAAAAUGAACCUGAAGUCAAAAAAAUUGUAAUCUAUAUCAAUUCUAAUCCAACUUUUUGA